Molecule: messenger RNA, 1068 nt
Organism: Linum tenue
Lineage: Eukaryota; Viridiplantae; Streptophyta; Magnoliopsida; Malpighiales; Linaceae
Source: the annotation of a GenBank genome assembly
AUGAAGACGAAGAGUGGUAAAAUCGCAAGGAGGACGCGUCAACGGAAGGUCCCGGCGACCGGAAUUGACGACGACAGGCUGAGCUCACUGCCGGACGAAAUCAUCACCCACAUCCUCUCUUACCUGCAAACCAAGUACGCCGUCGUCACCGCAGUCCUGAGCCGACGGUGGAAGAAUCUAUGGACUAGGGUUUCCAGUCUCGAUUUCGACAACCGCUCGGUAUACAAGCCUCUGGACCGGAACGUCGCCUCACCCGCGCCGGCACCUGUUUCAGAGACUCUAAGGAAGCGAGACAUGGAAUUCCGCCGCUUCGUUGACCGGGUUCUCAGCCGGCACGAGAAUCUCGAUUCUCUGAGCCGCUUCCGCUUCCAUUUUUCAGCGGCGCCGCGAGACUGGAAAAUAAUGCCUGGUUUAGGGCUCAACCGCUUCCAUUUUUCAGCAGCGCCGCGAGAGUGGAAGGUAAUGCCUGAUUUUGCGUUUAACACGGAUUCUCUGGUUGAGGAAAUUGAUGUUAUGAUUUCUGGGGAAACGGAAUUCGAGCUUCCCCGGUCUAUGUUCUGCACUUCGAAGAAUCUGAAAGUGGUGAAGCUUGAAGGGGUUAUACUCAGUGCAGCAAAAGGGUCCUUUUCGCUUCCUGGACUAAAGAUUUUACAGCUUCGUGGAGUAGAAACUGAGGAUUGCGAGUCAUUAAGCAAUUUUGUUUCUGGUUCCCAUGUUCUAGAGACUGUUCAUCUGGAGAAUUGCUACUCCAGGAAUGAGGGACGUAUGCUCAUGCGUUCGUUACCAUCAUUGAAGAACCUCAAGAUCAUCUGUGGGUAUGCCGUCCUCGAGGAUCGUAAUCUUCGGGAGUUUCCAGGGUUGAUGUUUCUGGAUAGUGUACCAUUGCCAUGCCUUCAUUCAGCAUAUGUCGAUGUUGGCAGCUAUCGAAGCUCGGAUUAUUGCCUGAUAGGGCUCCUCACUGCAAUCUCCAAUGCAAAGAAGCUUCACUUAUCUGGGGAGACUCUUGUAAUCAACCUGUUUGUGCUUUUGUUUUUCCCCCCUAAUCUCCACUGUUUCCUUUCUCAUUGA